AUGUCAUUGAGACGCUCUGCCCGUGUUCAAAGCAAGCCGACACCCGAGAAAGAAGCCCCGAAUGGCAGCAUCGCCGAGAAAGCAGCCCCAACCAAGAAACGAGGCCGUAAGACUAAAGCCUCAGAAGACAUAGCAUCAACAACAAUAUCACAAAAUGGUGAACCCUCCCAAGCAGAACUCGACUCCCAAAACAUGCCCCCACCACCCGCCACCCCCCUCAACAAACGACGAAAAUUAGCCAAGAAAGACUCUACCUCCAAACCACCACCCUUCACCCCAACGCCCUCCGCCAUCGGCCUCAUGACCAGCACCAGCAAUCUGGGACAAAACUACAGCACCGGCGACAUCGACGACGCCUCACCCCCACCAAACCGCCCGGCCGAACCCCACCACACAAACGCAACCCUCAUCACCCCAGGAGGAACCCCACUGGAACCCUAUAGCAACUUCGAAGAAGCCUCUCCCUCCAAAAAGCCCCCCACGACAACAACAUCCAAAACCCUCCUCGACGAAGCUUGCGCGCACCUCGUCAAAGCCGACCCCGCCUUGAAGUCUGUGGUCGAAAAACACCACUGCAGAAUCUUCUCCCCGGAGGGCCUCGCGGAGAAAAUCGACCCCUUCCGCUCCCUCGUCUCCGGCAUCCUCGCGCAGCAAGUCUCGGGCGCCGCGGCGAAAUCUAUCAAGAAUAAAUUCAUCGCCUUGUUCCCAGCGGAAGAUUGUCCGACGGGGUUCCCGCCCCCAACCCUCGUCGCCAAGACAGACCUCUCCGUUCUGCGAACGGCAGGCCUCUCCCAGCGCAAAGCCGAAUACGUCCAGGGUCUCGCGCAGAAGUUCUCUUCCGGCGAACUCACCGUCGCCCAACUCCUCACCGGCACCGACGAGGAGGUCUUCUCGUCCCUCAUCGCCGUCCGCGGAUUAGGCGCCUGGAGCGUGGAGAUGUUCAUGUGUUUCGGACUAAAGCGCAUGGACGUCUUCUCGACGGGAGACCUGGGCGUGCAGAGGGGCAUGGCGGCGUAUAAAGGACGGGACGUGAAGAAGUUGAAGAAUAGCGGCAAGGGCGGGAAGUGGAAGUACAUGAGCGAGAAGGAGAUGGUGGAGGUUGCGGAAAACUUUCGACCGUAUAGGAGUCUAUUCAUGUGGUACAUGUGGAGAAUCGAAGACGUCGACACCCAAGCCGUCGAAGAUAACUAG
This is a messenger RNA of Zasmidium cellare ATCC 36951, 1191 nucleotides long. RefSeq lists its product as uncharacterized. The transcript has 2 exons. Gene Ontology annotation, biological process: DNA alkylation repair; base-excision repair, AP site formation; base-excision repair. Lineage: Eukaryota; Fungi; Ascomycota; Dothideomycetes; Mycosphaerellales; Mycosphaerellaceae. The record is from RefSeq and is a predicted model, not a curated record. Gene Ontology annotation, molecular function: DNA-7-methylguanine glycosylase activity; DNA-3-methyladenine glycosylase activity; alkylated DNA binding. Gene Ontology annotation, cellular component: protein-DNA complex; nucleus. The coding region runs from base 1 to 1191 and encodes 396 amino acids.